Messenger RNA from Varanus komodoensis (Komodo dragon), 10180 nucleotides. RefSeq names its product cAMP responsive element modulator (gene CREM). Gene Ontology annotation, biological process: regulation of transcription by RNA polymerase II. Gene Ontology annotation, cellular component: ATF4-CREB1 transcription factor complex; nucleus. The transcript is spliced from 3 exons. Lineage: Eukaryota; Metazoa; Chordata; Lepidosauria; Squamata; Varanidae. Gene Ontology annotation, molecular function: protein binding; DNA-binding transcription factor activity, RNA polymerase II-specific; RNA polymerase II cis-regulatory region sequence-specific DNA binding. The record is from RefSeq and is a predicted model, not a curated record. Bases 2583 to 2870 code for a protein of 95 amino acids.
AGCUGUUUAUUUCCCCCUUUACCUUUUUUCCUUUGCUGUUAUGAAGUAUUUUUCCAUAUAAUUAUGUUAAACAUUAUUGGUAAUGUUUUGUUUUUAAUGUUGAGCUGUAUAGGAACUUUGUACAUAUUAUGGGGUAGAGGAAGAAUAUAACUCUUUAGAACCAUAACAGUGUCUGUGUAAAACAAUUACACUGAAGUCUGAUUAUACUUGUUCAUUCCUCUGAAGAGGAGGAAAAUCCACAAGUGCUUUCUCCAUGAACCUAGUUUGCUCACCCACUGCCUUUAAUUUGAUAUAGUAGUUUGCCUGUGUUCUGCCGUAGCAUGGGCCAUGUUGGUGAUGUAUUAGGAACAUCAAAAGCAGAGUGAAAUUUAAUACUUAGAAAUUUAAUUGGGGGCAACAGGCUGAGCACCUUCUCUUUAAUUAAAAAAACAAUGAUUCAUAGAGUUGUUGCCAAUAUUAAUUAUAUUGCAAAUCUUUCUGAUGUCGUAGCAUUAUGUCAUGCUGUAUAAAAAUAAUAUUACCAGUGUUUUGUUUGGAACUGAUUCAGCACUGGCAACUAUCAGUACAGGCUGGAGGGGUUUAUCUGGCUGCUGUUGGUGUUUGUAUGGUUAAAGGAAGAAGGAAAACAUUCCUUUGGGUAUUUAUUUAAAUUUAGAUAUUAACUAAGUUCAGCAGCAGUGAGGCUUAGCCCAAGCUGCUCUGCCAAGCUGGCAACUCAUCACACUUUUUGUGAUCUUUGGACAUGACAGGCAAAGAGACCAUCCACCUGUCCAGAUAAACAAACCAUUGUAGUUCCAUAUGGGACUCCACAACCACAGCUUUCUUCCAUGUGAAGAGUGAAUACUCUACCUUAUCUUCAAACGUUCCAGAGUUCUCUGGAGUUAUUGACUGACAGGAAUUCCCAGAGCUGGCCUGUAGAGCAUAUGACCCACCAAGGUGAAGGCAGGCCACCAGCUAUAUAUAGUUGAGGUAUCCAGCCCCUUUGUGCCGUAGGGCACAUGAGAAAUGUUGAAGUAUGGGCUGUCAGAAAAUGUCACCAUGGGGAGCAUUGCAUUUGCAAAAAUGCCAGGUGUGAUGGGCGUAGCCAGUCCUCAAACACCCAUUUUACAGAAGGCAAACGGAUGUAGCUGAAGAAUAAGUGACUUGACCAAGAAACUGCACACAAGGAAGAUCCCCCUUGAAGAGGUUUCAUUACCCAAUAUCAUCCUUUCUUCCACUGUUAAAUCUCUUUUGCUCUUCCCAACUGCCCAACCAUACCAGGCAAUGGUGGUGAUAGGGUCUUUUCUUUUAAAAACAUCUUUGAAGCUGAGCAUGUGUCAAGGUGAGCCACUGUGUGGCUUGAGCUGCCCACCAUGUAACCUGGCGCUAUGCUCAGGCAGCUUCUUCUGAUUUCUUUGCAGAGCAUUAAAUCAUCCCUUCACAUAACCUUGCCUUUCUAUAUAUUCCUAUACAUCCUGUUAGACAGCACAAGGUGCCAAUGUGGCAUAGAGUGAAGCUGCAAAAAUGCGCUAGGCUUUUAUGGCAAUUAAAGGCACCAUCUAUGAAAAUGCAAGGUUUUCCUUGCUCUUAGAAAAAAACUGCAAAAAUGGCUGGGAAACUCAGGAUAGACCUUGGAGGAUUACAACCUAAAGAAAAGCCCCUAAUGCAUCUGUGAGGGACCAUGAAUGCACAGUGAAUGCCUUGUAUACAAAAGCCCCAGGAAUGCAGAAUGCCCAGAAAUGUUUGGUUUGAGAACAUACAAAUGGUGGGCGGCUAGAGGCGUAUGGUUUGAUUCAUGUCUCACUUCCCAUACUAAUAAUGAUGUUUUACUUUGUAUGUAUGUAUGCAUGUAUGCAUAUAUAUAAACAUUUAUAAACAGUGGUGGGGAAUGUUGGUACCCGCAGAAGAAGACUGAGGAUGCCACACUGUGGAAGGUGACUUGGGUAGGGGCUUAGAAGCCUGUUCUUGCUGCUUUGGAGAGUUGCUGCCAGUCCGUGGUGGGCUAGAUGAACCAGUAAUCUGGCUCAGUAGUUGCAUUCAUACAACAUGACAACCCAACCUGCAAAUAAGGUAUACAGCGCAGGCUUUUCAUGAUGCAACCUGUGGUACUCCUGACACUUGAUUUGGCUUGACAUCUCAGGGGAGUUGGUUGCAAAAGCAGCGAUGAAACAUCACUAGCCUUGUCAAAACCUCAAUUUUGAAAGGCAGCCUUUGUUUUGAUGGCUGUUCAAAUUCUGUGUUUGCAUAACUGGAAUUGCUAGCACAUUUCCACCUUCCUGAGCACCUAGACUCUAGGUCCUAGAGUCUCUGGCGAGGACAGGAAGGGUGGGAGACACAGAAAGCAGUUAGGUCUAGCCAGGAAUCAAGAGGAGCUUGCCAGAAAGAGGCUGACCGUAUCUUUCAUGAGCAAAGAGCUCUCACAGCUUUGGUUUCUUUUGACAGCUCCCUGUUGGACAACUGUCAAGGGGAAGGAAAGUAACAAAUUAACCUAUUUGUAGGCUUUCUCAGUCAAAGUCCAUGACUGUUACCCACUGCAGGCGCCUAUCAUGACACUGAGAAGGCAAGCCUUUUCAUUCUAGUCUCCCAAAGCUGCUACUGGUGACAUGCCAACUUACCAGAUCCGAACUCCAACCACAGCCUUACCUCAAGGGGUAGUCAUGGCAGCUUCUCCAGGAACGUUGCAUAGCCCACAGCAGCUAGCAGAAGAAGCGACACGUAAAAGAGAGCUAAGGCUUAUGAAAAAUAGGGAAGCUGCUCGUGAGUGUCGCAGGAAGAAGAAGGAGUAUGUCAAAUGUCUUGAAAAUCGUGUGGCUGUGCUUGAAAAUCAAAACAAGACCCUCAUUGAGGAACUCAAGGCCCUCAAAGAUCUUUAUUGCCAUAAAGCAGAGUAAAUGGCAGUUGGCCAUGGACUUUUUUUUUACUAUGAACGAUAAUCAAGGCAUGAGAUGAAGCAAUUCUACAGAUUGCCAUGUGACCAUUGAGGAAGGGACAAUGUGUGUGGCCCUUGUGAUCCUGGUUUUGCUGAGGUGUUUUCUAAUAGAUUUGGGCGCGGUUUCAAAAUUCAGAGAACAUCGCAGGCACCAUAUUAUAUUGACCGCUGUCACAGCAUUUCUCUCCCCUGCCCCUCACUGCCGCCUCUACCCAGUCCAGUAGCAUGCCAAAAAGUGUAUUUGUUUGCGCUUUUUACUUCUGCUUUUUUCAGGGAAGCUGCAAAAGAAUGUCGGCGGCGGAAGAAAGAAUAUGUGAAAUGUCUGGAGAGUCGUGUUGCGAUGUUAGAAGUUCAAAACAAGAAACUAAUAGAGGAGCUAGAAACCUUAAAAGACAUUUGCUCUUCCAAGACAGACUAGUGUCAAUAUUGAAACUGUGAACUGGCUACAGCAUGUACAGAUACUUCUGCAGGCAAUGUCUAGUCAACAAGAAUUAUGACUUUUCCUUUGUAUCAUUUGUCUUCUAUUACAGCCUCUAACAUUCCUGAAACAUUUUGCUGCAUUUUUUAGAAUCUUAGUUGAAACUUCAGGUGUCUUUUUUUCUUAACCUGAAAGAGUCACAUGUUUAAGGCAGUGUGUGCUCCUUAUUUUCAAAAUGCAACAUGCAUAAGAGCUGCUCCUCUGUUCAAUUUCAAAUUAAUCACUUUAAAUGUGUGAUUUUGGUAGUAUCCCACUUGUACCAGUAUUUUAAAGUGAUCAAAGAUGAUGCAUCUAACACAAUAAAAUGAAAACUACCCAAAGUUUCUCAGGAAAGAGUUAUAUAAACAGUAUGUUGACAUUACAUACGUGUAUUAGAAUACUAGUUUACAAAUGGAUUUAUGGCAUAUUUUUAUAUACACCACUUUGUGAAAAAGUAUUGUAUUGCUGUCACUGAGUGCCAUGGUUGAAACUAGUUUUUAAAUAGAACCAUGUUGGUUAAACUUUGUAGUGUUUGGUGUUUGUUUGAACAUCUGACCCAGCUAAUUUAAAAGAAUAAUGGUGCAUUUUUGAAAUAAUUUUACAAGACGUAUCUACUGCCUUUAUGUUUCAGAAGCAGCUUCCAGAAUUGUAAUACAAAGAACUUAAAUCAGCUCCCACAAGCUCUUGCUGUCUGUUCAUUGAGUUUCCUUUAAUAUUAUUUAAAAAAGAAGUCUACAUCACACAGGCAAUUCCUUUGUAGUCUCCUGCCAAUCUGAGCUAUAACAUAUUUCAUGCAGUUUCUUCUGGCACUGACUUCUACUUGGCAGUAGUUGCCUGAAGAAUUGUAUGGAAUAUUCUGGGGCCUUGGGUGUUGGAAAGAAAUUUUCUACUUAAAAUGUAAAUUGUAUCUGUAGAACUUGAUUUAUUUCUUUUCUGUUACCUGAUGGAACAAGAUAGGAACUCCGUUCCUUUCAUUUUUUCCUGCAUGUUGACUGUAUUGCCUCCCAGUUGUGUGAAACUCCCCUUUGGUCUUCAUAGCCCAUAUUGACAAGUGAAGACCUAAUUCCUGUGUCUGAUGGGCAUGGCACUGAGGCUGGGAAGAAAAGUGUAAAGCCCCUGCAAAUGCUGCAGUCGUACUGAAAACAGUGGCCUCUGUGGCUUUUUUAAAAGUGUUGUAGUAUGCUGGACAUUUGAUGAACAGAGCAAGCACCUGCUAAUGCCAAGCUAGUUUUCAUGGUUGUAAUAAACGAAGGGAGGGCAGGAUUUCCGGUUGGGUGAGUGGAGUAAUGUUUUGUUUCCCUGUAACAGCAUCUUGGGCUGUGCUUAACACUGCAAUCAAACUGUACUAACAUUACAAGGAUGCUACAAAUGAAUCAUCUACUAGAUAGAACCUUUCCUUGACUGGAAAAAAGAAUAUGAGGCCCAUUCUUCUCAAAGGAUGAACUACAGAUAUGUGGUGCAAUUGUAUUUUGUUAAGGUCCAUUCUUUCACUAAAAAACAGUGACCUAUUUCUACAGACUUUUAUAUUAUGCCAGUCUUUCUCUCUGGGUGCCCUCCAGAUGUUGUGAACUUCAGCAUGGUCAAGGGACCACAGAAUGUUGGGAGAUACAGUCCAAGACUUCUGAUGGGCAUCAAGUCGAGGAAGGCUGUAUUAGAAGCAGAAGGCCACAAGAAAUUACAGGUUUGUAGUUAGCUACUGUUUACCCUUCAACAGGUAGUGAGAAAUUUAAAAUUGGAUUACUUCGAAAGACUUCUUCUGGCCAAAAGACCAGCACUCUUUAUGUAUGUAUGAAAUGCAAUAUAUAUUUCAGUGAGGUACGACUCUGUUAUUUCUACUGUACACAGGAUAAGCUGAAGUUCAGAAAUCACAGAUUGUCUAGAUAUAGCCCAUGGGAGUCUGUGAACUGAUAUUCAUCUCAAAUCACAUGGUUUGUCUUCAGAGCAGAAAAGCAUGAUGAGUUUUCUAUGCAGAGUAGAGUUAAUUGGCCUGUAACUCUUCCCUGGCACUUGCGGUCAAUUGUAGAUGUUUCUUAGACAAAAAGGCUUAUUAUUUCAGGUUCACCCUUCCAGUCAGACAAAAUAACACUCAGGGGCAUGAUGAUUAGGCUGCAGUCAAAUAAUGCAUGUGGCUGGCUGAGGAGAUGGUAUUGAGUAAAGAAUACAGGUAGUGUGUUUAAUUUUUACCUAAAAUUUCAUAAUUGGUUGGUAGCUUUUAUUAGCUUCUCAGGAUGGUUGAUAAAGUUAUUUAUAGCUAAAAAUGAAGAAUGUUGCCUGUUUUCACACUAGCAUUAUAUUUACUGGGAACAGUUCCUCCCAGGGGUCAGUCAGAGGCCAGUUGCUCACCUCAUAGUACAUUCUUAAAUAUUAGUAGAAGUAUGAGUAAAGAGUUCAGCAAAACUGUUCCAUGUUUUUAUAGAAAUGUUUGGGUCCAGGUACUAUAUCUUUUUUCAUCUUUGAUCUCCCACUGAUCCUGUGAGGUAAGUUCUUAAAACAUUGUUUUUGUUUUACAGAGGAGGAUUUCUGGCUGGGUAACUUUUCACAAGCUGUUUGAUCUCUAAAUAUUCUGUAUAUUUAACCUGAUUUUUUUUUUUCAGUAAAAGGGAGUCAGGGCCCUUCUAGAAUGCUGCUUGAUUCUGUUUCUGUAGGUGCCUUCCGUCUGUUUUCAUUAGCCUUCAACGAAUUGGCUUUCAAGAGCAGGACCACAGCUUUUGGUGUAUUAGGACUUUGAACUUGGGUGUUUCAUAUCCAGCAGCAAUAUGCUUUCAGCAUUACUCAUCACACUUAUAGGGCCACAGAUGACUAACAUAGCUACUUGCGUCAGGAAAUAUGAAUCAUGCACAUUAAUGUGGGGGGAUUAAGUCAUGUCAACUGCAUCUUGAAAUCUCUAAAAUCAAAUGGCAAAAAACAAGGGAAAAGAAAUGCUGUUGCCUGCUGAGGCUUUUCCUGUCAUUUUGAUGACUCUGGUAAGGGAGUUUGAUGUGACUAUCCAACACAGAUGCUGCUAUUGAUGAUGCUCCUACUUCUUGUUUUUCAGCUGAGUUAAUGUUUUGUUUUGUGAUUUGUUACUGUUGAAAGGUUUAUAAUUGUCCUGCAAUCAAACAGCUGAAGACUUGCAGUGGACAUUUUGCAGGCUGUCUAUAGUAUGGCCAAGUUCAUACCAAUACAAAAAGCUUCAGAUAUGUUCAGGUUUUAAAAAAACCUGGCUCAAAAUAGGGAGAGACUUGAAAACGGUGCCCAGAAAAUAUGAUGGGAAUGUCAAAAUUUAGUAGAUGCUGGAGAACAUUAUUAUGCUGGAGAAUUCUGGGUGGCUGAGAUCCUAAAAAAAAUCCUACAAGUAAAAAGCUGGGAUGACAAGGAUCAAAUUAGCAUUUCUGUUGCUGUUUAGCAUUGCAUGUAUAAAACCACAAUAAAACCCCCAUUGAUUUGACAGACAUCCAUCAAGGCUAGGAUCCUAUUUUUCAGUCACCCACCAGAUGCUUUUGGAAAGCCCAGAAACAGCAUAAAGACAAGAUAACUCUCCCAUUGUAUGCUUUCAGCAGUUGAUUGCCACUGCCACUGAAUUUCAAGAGCCAUCUUCCCUUAAACCUAUUUAAGCUAGUAGCAUUCUCACCACAGCUUCUGGCGAACAAUCCUGUAUGUUAAUUAUGCACUAUGUGAUUAAGUGUGUUCUUGUCUCCUAAAUAUACAACCCAUCAAAUACCUUUGGGGGCCCCAAAUUCUCAUAUUAUGAGAAAGGGAGAAAAGACAUUUCUCUAUUCCCUUUUUCCAGACUUUGUAUAGUUUGUAAAUGCUUCUCACGUCAGUUCUGAAAACCAUUUUCUAAACUAAAAACCUCCUACAGCUUAGUCUUCAUAGGAAGGAACUCCAAUGACAUUCUUAUUUUGGUUGCUGCUAGAAAAGAGAAGGCUAGGAUAUUAAAAUCGGGUCAUAAAUCAGGAAUAUUGAGUAACCUUCUUUACCAAUGAUUAAGUCAUUCAGUCUACAAUCAACUUCUUGAAAAUGAGUCCAUACUGCAGACCUCAUAGUUACAACAUUUGUACUUUUUUUGCUCUCGCCUGCUCCUGCUUCAUGUAUUCUCUAGUCUGAUGAAGAGGUCUGGAGAUCUGAAAGUUUCCACAUUCUUUUGUGACAUUUUGAUUGGUUCUAAUAAAGGUACUGUAUUUUGGAUAUGUUCCUCAAGUAGCAACAUGGCUUUCCUCACUAUGUAUGGAGUUGGGGAUGAAAAUUCCUAUGAAAAGACCUUGGAUUAACUUCAUUGGGUCAUGGGAUGGAAGGCCAAAGAGCCCAAAGUUUUGUUUUAAAAUGCAUGUAUGCUGAUAGUUUCUUGCUUCAUGUACCAUUGAUUUUUGGAGACUGCAUGUUGAAUCACUGCCUGCAGUUGUUUUUUGUGCUGAAGAAGGGAUGGACAGCUGCUUUGGUGCUAUGGGUUAUAAUGGAAAUGUUUUUGAAGUUUUCUCUACAACAGGACUACUCUCUCUUCCCAUCAACCAGACAUCUUGGUGUAUUAUCUCAUUUUACUUUAUCUGUGUGGAAAAUGUAUCUUGUAACUCUGAGCUUUUCUACAUGAGGCUGUAAACCUGCUGUUCUUUUUGCUUCUGUAAUAUUGAGAUCCAAAUGGUGGCUAUCAGAGAGAGAUGGUUUAACCGAGAGUCCUGCACUGAUGGCCCUGUAGCCCCUUCCAAGUCUACUGUUCUAUGAUUCUGUAUGUGAAUUCUUUUCCAGUACAUACCUUCUAGGUGGCACUGUGACAUAGUGGAAUAGCACAAACAUACAAGAAGAAAUCAUUCUUUUUUACUUUUACAAUUAAAUACCACAUUUUUUCUUAAUCUAAAAACUUUAUGAAAGUGAUAGUUAGAUACAGAGGUGAAAUUGGAGAAUCAUUAUAUCAUCUGAAAAACUUGUAAACAAGUUAUGUCGGGAAUGAUAAGUGCAUGAUAAAUACCUUACGUAGAAAAGCCCUUCAUGUCAACAUAGUGUGUGCUUCCAGAGGGACAGCUUUUAGUACUACCAUUCAAAAGGUAUUGUGCCCCUGUUAAAAAUUUCCCCUCAGCUGGGAAGAAGGAAAAACAGUGGAGGAAGUAAGGGGAAGAUUCUACUUUGAGGACAGUGAUGUUCAGAACCCCUGUAAAAUUUCAUGAAUGAGGCUGGGCAAUUGCAAAAUAAAGGCCUAAUCUGGAAACAGCCUACAUGUAUUUCUCUGUGGAUGAAUUUGGUUUGUAUGUGAAGUCAAAAACAUGUUCUGCUUAAUUGAAUCUAUUUUGGCUCCCUAUUCUGAUAUGGAAAAAGCUAGUAUCACCCUCUCCAAGGUUUUUGUGAAAGCUACUCAUUUAUUGAUGACCAAUUUAUUGACUAUCAUUAAAAUUUCAUAAUUUUAAUCCGAAGUGCCCCUUACUUGUAAAUUAGAACCUGUUUAAUAUGACAAGUUUUAAAAAUCUUUACUAGUUGGUGUUUUAAAAAUGACUGCUUAUUUUGUCUGGUUUUGUAUGUUUAUGCUUUUAUUAGAUACAGUUAGUGUGGGAAGAGGAUGUAAAGUAGGUCUUCUACUAAUUGACACAAAGCUAGUUGUGGGUGGAUAUCUUGACUGGAUAGCUAAGUCUAAAAGUUUAGGCAUCUUCUUCGUUUGGUAAACUACCUUCUGAAUAAUAGUAUGAUUUCCACAGUUGCUCAAGUUCCCUGAGAACUUCGGAGUUUCUGUAAUAGUUAUGCAGUGCCAUCUUGUGGACACAGCCUGAAAUACUGACAAAAUUGGACAUUAGGAUGUAUAGAAUUAGGAGCUCAACAAUCUAAAGUUCAGAGUGUAUUUCAGUACCUCUGUGAAAGUAACAAAUAUAAAAAAGCUUUCACCAUAUUGAUCUGUUUUUUAAAAUGCUAAAAUCCAUGAACACCUGGUUUGUGGAUUCUGAAAUCUCAGAAAGUGGCUGCUACAAUAUUAAAUGUGUGGAAGAUCUUUGAUGCAAGCACAGAGUUGUCUACCCAGCAAGCUGCACAAAGGGUUGUAUAUAUGUAUGUAAAAUAUGUGAUGUGGUGUGAUUGUGAUAUAUAAAUUUGCUUAUAUUAAGGAUGGAAGUCUGCUUGGUUGGGAUUCCAGUAGCCAGACCGGCAAUUGUGGCUGUUAAAUUGCCAUAGUGUCUGCUUAAUUAUCAUUAGCAUUAGCCAUCAUCUUCUUAAGAGCCAGAAGCUAGUCUGAAAUGGUGCCCACCACUCUACCACUUUAUUCUGGUCACAUUAUCAUGUUGUUCGUCCGGCACAGAAGCAUUUCCUAGAAAUGGGCUGGUUGAUUUUCUGAUUCCAGGUAGCCUGCUUUCACUUCUUAUGUUGAUCUGUAUGUUAAGUAAAAUCCCUCUAGGCUGGAGAAUAUAUAAAUUAGGGGUGGACAACUUCAGGCAGCCCAGGGCCCAGUUUCUAACACCCAGAUUCCCCCAGGGCUGCACUCCUAAGGCCGCAGCAGGAAGCAAAGAGUGGCAGGCUACUCUGAGGCUCAGAGGGGCCUCCUAGUUUGAAAAGAAACUAAAUUUGGUAUUUGUGAAUCCCUGUGUUGGUUCCGCAUCUAAUUUUGGCAGAAAAUCGGUGAUUGCUUUUUUGCUGCUGUACCAUCGAAUUCCAGCAUGGUAGGGGUAGCAUUAGUGGUAGCAAAGUCCUAGGAAGUCACUCGUAGCCCCUGGACCACGUCUUGCUCACCCCAACAGGAACUUUCCUGACUAAUUAUACUUAAUGUGGAGCAUGACACCACACGGAAUAAGAAUGUUCAGGUAUUAAGUUCCGUCCAACAUGUCUUGAAAGAGGAGAUAAAAAUCUAAAUAAAAUAAGUGAGCACA